Messenger RNA from Centropristis striata (black sea bass), 8308 nucleotides. It is a transcript of the gene ccser1, whose product is annotated as coiled-coil serine-rich protein 1. The transcript has 11 exons. The record is from RefSeq and is a predicted model, not a curated record. NCBI's taxonomy places the organism in Eukaryota, Metazoa, Chordata, Actinopteri, Perciformes, Serranidae. Bases 186 to 3215 code for a protein of 1009 amino acids.
CUCUCCACGUCACGGAGGUGUAAUAUUGCCGUCAGUGUAAGACAAGGUGCUACCUCAGUGCGAUUUCAGAUCCAUUGUACACUUCCAGAAAUCCGUAUGUAGGUAACAAUAACUCGUAUGACCACAAAGCGAAGAUAUACUGAGCUCUUGGUCCACGGAGCGGCGUCACUGGGAAUCCGCUGAAGAUGGGUGAAUCAGGCUCACGCCGUUCCACACUUGUGUCCCGCCUGCCAAUCUUUCGCCGCAGCAGCAGCAAGAGGCAGGAUUCUCUCCCCUCCUCUCCAUCGUCAGGCGGACAGGGAAAUGGCGUCCACACAUCUUCGCCCUCCAGCACCAACUCCAGUUCCGGCAGUACCGGGAAACGCCGGAGCCUUUUCCGUACUCCAUCUCUCAGCUUCUCAGCUAAACGCAACAGUGAGCCCCGUGUCCAGCCUAUCAAUCUAAACCUCACGCCUCCGCUGACACAGAGCACUGAUGCUAAUGGAAAUAACCAGCAGACGAUUGCAAUGUCAUCGUCAACAGGGUUCAGUGAAGGUGGUGGACGGCCGAAGUCACGCCAUUCAUUUGGUUUUGGCAGCCACAAGCAAAAGAAAAUCACCCGUUCUCAGACUGAGGAUUUUGAAAAAGGAUCCUCUUCCUCCUCCACAGCCAAUCGAAAUGUAUUUAUAAACUGCAUCAGUGGCUCAGGGGCCAAUGAGGGCGACGACUCUGGGUUCCUUGAUGAUUACAGUGGUGGCAGUAAUAACAACAAACGGUCGUCGCGGAAGAAACAACUGCUGCCCAAAUCUUUUUCGGCGCACCACCGCUUCUCCCGGACCUCCGAUCACCACAGACCUCCAGAAGUGAAUCUGGAACCUCCUAGCUCCACCACCAUCACUCCCGGGACAGGAGAGCUCACCCCGGGGUCAUGGCCAGGUGAGCUGCUUGGUGCCGGUGGGGAGAGCUCACUCCAGUCCCCCAUGAUAUCAGAGGAUAGAACAACAGCCAUCACCCCUUCAGAGUUCAUCCCCAUCACAGAGGAUUCUGUAUCUGAAGUGGAUGCCCUGCCAGCUCCCAGCCCCGGAUCAGGCUUAGCCCCAGAAUCUGCCUGUGUGCCUGGGCUGGCUAUUGACACAGCUCCACCUGAACCACCACCUGCUCCAGAGAACUUCAGUGUGGCUGUCUCUACCUCCCAGGUUUUCUUCACUCCAGCCCAGUCCAGCACUGAAAAACCUCUACUCCCUGACACCAGCACAGCCAACAACACAGACUAUGAGACUGCCAUCUCCCUCUCAGAGCCAGAGACGGCUGUACCCUGCCUACCUGUGCAGGAACAAUCACUGGAAGAGAGGAAGGAGAGGGAGGAAGAGAGAAAGGAAGCGAGGGAUAAGGUGUCUGCAGCAGAGAGGAAGAAGUUGGUGGAGGAGAGGAAGGCAGGCUACCACACCGAGACCACAAGUGAGAGUGAGGCAUGUGUAGUACGCAGUGAGGGCUGUCACUCUAACCCAGAGCAAUCAGAAAGGAGGGCGAGAAACACGCGCUCUAUUCAAGAAAGAGGAAGCUUCUGUGGCUGCCACGAACCAAGGUCCUCUCACUUGAGGAAACCACAUGCAGCCUCUGUGUGUAGCAGUGUCAGCCCAUAUCAUGAGGUGAUGCGGAUGGAAAGGCGUCUUCGCUCCUCGUCUGAGGGGGCUGGUGGGCCUCGUAUCCAUGGAAACCACAGAGAUGCCCCAGGCAUGGAGGGAUGUGGUCUGCUUAAACACAGAAACAACUCCUCGUCAUCCAAACUGGGAAGUCUGGAUGUUUUAAACAACCUGGGUUCGUCAGAGCUGGAUGAAGAUGAUCUUAUGUUGGACCUGGACCUUUCUGAUGAUCAGAGACAUCGACAUGUGUCCAGAGAAGACUCCAGCCAGUCUUUGGCUUCCUGUCUUAACCUGCUGCCCUCCCCCAUGGACCCAACAGCAGAUCGCAUCCCAGGGAGGGAAAACAAUCAGAGGGAGCCCAGCCGUCCGACCAGCCUGCUGCCUGCCGACUGGAGCUCAGGCCUGGGCUUGGGGAGGGAAGAUGAGCCCUUACCUCCAGGGCUGGAGGCCCUUCCACUCCGACUGAUGCAGCAGGACUGCACUGCUGUCAAAACUCUGCUUUUAAGAUUGAGACGGACACUGCAGGAGAGCACAGAGACGAGUCCUGCCAGCAGCCUCCAGUCUCUACCCAUAAGCCCCUGCAGUGAAAAGUCUCUUCCAUUUAAGGAUCCUGGAAGAGAGGAGGCCUUGCUGCAACAAUUGAGAGAGAAAGACGAGCUGAUCCUGAGACUCCACAGUGAACUGGAGAGUGCCAAAGCUGCCCUGAAGAUGAAAGACUGCCAAAUGACUGACCGCGCUACACAGACAGAACACAUGGGGCCAGAGACCAGUCAUCCAGGCCGGUGGUCAGGACAAGGCAGCAGCAGCAGCAGCCUGGUUUCAAGGGAGCGAAGGGUAGCGCGGGGUUCGGGGGCAGCGCUCGUAGGGGACCUCUGUAACCAGCACCUCCCCCACCACUAUCCCCCUCUGCAUGGCCGCCCUCCUGCGUCUGAACGACACACUGCCAGGGAGGAGCGCCACUGCCAAGGGGUCCUGGCCCCGCCCACAGCCCGCAACCCUGCUCCAAAUCUGACUCAAGGCUCCUCCAACCCGUCCUUUGCCACUUCUGCAGUGCCAGCCCAAGCCUCCCUUACUACUCCAGCCCAGAUUCAAGUUUCACACCCGGGCCUUAAUCCAAAUCAAUGCCCGGGCUCCGGUUCAGCCGCUGCUAAUCACACUGCAAUUCCAUCUCUGUCCCCCAGGCAGCCAGAGGGGGUGUCCUCCUCUUCUGAGUCCUUAACUCCAGGAGGAGGAGGAGGAGGAGGGGGUGGAGUUAGUCUGCCAGGUGGGGCGAGGAGGGGAGGAGGAGAGCACCAUCCCCCUAGCCAUAUCCCUCGUGCAGUCGGGGCCAGCACCUCCUCAAGCCUCCACAGUCUUGCAAGCAGAGGGAGCCCCUCCCAGAGCGUCUCAUCGUCCAUCCAAGCCUCCCCUCCACCUCCUACUCCUUCCCCAGCCUCCUCUUCCUCCUCCUCUUCCUCCUCUAUGUUUACAGGUCGCUUAGGACAACCACCUCGAGGCCCUCUGUCUCUGCAUAGCUACACUCGUAAAAAUGUCUUCCUCCAGCAUUCCCUACAGACUGCUGAACUGCAAGCUCUGACACAGAGAGACAGUUGAGGGCACACAAACAUUUCCACCAUCAAUUUUGACUUGAGCAACAAUAUGUGUGACUUUAUAGAAAAACUGCUGCUCCUUCACUCCUUGUGUCCCAAUUCUCCCUGAAUCAUCAACCAUGCGCGCUUACAAUCAUGCUUGUCUAUCUUUACAAUCCAGACCAACCCUGUGCUGACAUUUUGUUCUUAGAUUUACUCGUUUAAACACACUUGUAUGCAAGGUCACACACACACAGACACACACACACACACACACACACACACACACACACACACACACACACAGAUAUCAGGCUGUGAGUAUGAGAAAGGCACUCACCCGUCUGUCAGAACUCCCACGUUGUGUCAUGCUGACAGUUUAGAUGUGCUUACGCCCACAGACACACAAAGUGCACAGAGACUCACAACCUCAUACUCAUGCGCACAUAUACACAUCUAGUCACACACACACAUUUAGCUACACACACUCACACAGAGAGAUCAUCUGUGAUAUCUCUGCCUUACAAUCUGCACAAAUAACAGGGCGUUAAAACUGAGAGCAGAGAUGAGGUUUGUAUUUGUGUUGUUAAAGAUUUAUUUUUUAUCCAUUAUUUGAUCAUUUUUAAAAAAGUUUAACCAUGUGCUGCAUAAUGAACUAUGGGACUGAGCAUUAUUUGUGCUGGUAAGGAUUUAUUCUCACAUUGCCAAAUCCUACAUCAACUUCUCAUUCCUCGAUGUCCGCCAACAGAAGUCAAGAUGAAAAGACAAAUGUCCACCCUUUUACUGCAUGCUUUUUAAAAUUUAAGGAAAAUACAGGUGAGCAUUUUGUACUGCAACAAAAGCAGCAUCUGGGUGACUUUUAAAGUCUUUUGAUAACAUUUCAGUAUCUACUCUCACCCCAGUGUUUCAAGAAGGGAACCAAACAUGCCAAAACCUCCAAGACAUGAGCCUGUAGAGUGUUUUGAGAUGUAAAUCUUAAUCAUUCUGCUCAUAUUAAUAAGGCAUUAGAAGUACUUUUGGCUUAAAACUGGACCACUGUUUUUUUAGAAAUGCAAUGUUGCAAUAUUAUCCGCAUUAUAUACGAUAUAAGAGUCAAUGUGUAUCUGCAAUGUUAGAUUAGUACAGUACAGAAAUGAAGUGUUUCAUUCUAAAACAAAUUACUUAUAAUGGAAAAAUGACACUAACUAUCUCUACUGAACCCUCAGCUAAUAAAAUCAAAACAUAUUAGACUAUGACAUCAAGCAGAAUAGGAUUUUAACGAUCUGGCACAACCAGCAUUAUGUAUUUUAUCCAAAACGGGGGGGGAAGUAUCAGGUUUUGGAAUGAAGCCCUUCAGAUCUUCUUUAGGGCUGGGCAUCGACGGGGGAAACCUACUGGUGCUUUGCUAAAUUACAGAAUCAAUACCCAUUUUCAGGAUUUGAAAGGAAAAAUGUUUAAAAUAAUGGCUUUACAGUUGACACAUUUUUUUCAAUGACAGUUUUACCGAGGCAUCAGUUGAGUGGAGUCUAAUUCUGUCUAGGGAAUUAAGUAACAGAAAAAAAUAUUACACAGAAAGAUGUUUACUCAAUGAAAUAAGAAGAAAGAAACAAAAAAACAUGAUUUUAUAAAUUUGGAAACGCAUCAGAAGUUUUCCACUGAUACCCAGUCCUUAAAUACUAGCCUUCUUUUAUCUUUCUCAUCUCAGAUGUGUUGGUUAUCUUUUAAAAAAACAACCUAAUUAGAUUGCAUUUGGUAUAACAAGGCUAGCAGUUGUUUCUGCACAGUAGGACACUCUUUGAGUGAGUUUAACAUUUUCUGUAACUGCCAUGACCUGCUGAGUCGUACAACAUCCUUCACACUUUGGAGAAAAAACAUGCCACAAUUUGAUAAGUGAGAAAAGCUACCUUUUUUAAAUCUGUGAACAACCUCUUUAAUCUGCCAGUGAUGAAUAUAUUUGCUCUGCUGAAUUGAAUAGACUGUCGAACAGCCCUUUUUUCUACACAGCCUGUGAGGUAAACAAAUCUUAUAAUGUCAACCAGGAGGUGGGAGCCUGUGCUGCUGCUAAGUACAGGCCAGAAGUUCAACGCUCCCAGCGUCUACAGAAAAUGUUAGAUUUUGGAGAAGUUGUUGAACUUGUCUGUCUCUAAGCGGCACCUGGCUGUAGGGAGGUUGUAUAAAUUGUGUGUGUGUGUGUUGUAAUGCACACCUCAUGAGGCAAGGACCUGAUAGAGGUGAAGACAAGCCUGAAGGUAGACAGUUGUGCUCCCACUGGUGGAAACGCCUUCUCUCCCUCUGGUCUGCUUCAUUUGCACACUAUUUCCUCUUUUUUUUUAUCCACCCUGUUUCAUCUCUUUCUGUUCUUAUUUCUUUCUCCGUCCUAUGUUCUGCUUUUUCCACCUAUCCACUCCUUAUUCCCCUUCAGCCUCUCCCUAUACAUUUCCCCCAGCAUCCCACUGUACUGCAUGCAAACUCAGUAGCUCCUUUUGUUGCUGUCCUCUUUUUUUCAAUCCGUUAUCUUCCUUCCCCUACUAUCAUGUCCCAAGUCUCUCGUUCACUCCAUCUCUCUCCCCUGAUUUUCUCCAAGCUUGUAUUGUCAUACAGUGUAUCUGUAACAGACUGUGUUGCAGCGGCUCUCAGUCCUGGGCAUUGGGGCCUGUUUUUCAUUCCAGCUGUCUAAUCAGGGAGUCAUUUUACACCUGGUGAAUGCAAUUAACUACCCGGUAGUGUAGACGGCCAGCAGUAAUGUGGCUCCGGAGGACCUGGACUGAGAACUGCAGCUGCAAUACGAACAAAACAUUCCCUGCCUUGUUUGUUUACAUGUGGAGGGUGACAAUGCUGUGUCGCUGGCUGACCUCUUGAGAUAUACACAUCCCUCGUCAAUGCGCACACAAUAAUGGCACUAUGUGAAAUGUCAUAAGGGGGCUUAAUUUUCAUUUGCACUGCCCACUCACAUUUUAAAUCUUUCCUAACAGCUGUGCUUGUUUCAGCUGUGUUUAAAUUGCCACUAAGAUCAUCAUGAAAGGAAAAAAAAACACAUCUGAGAUGGCAAUUCAAAUGUGGCACUGAGGUCUUAUAAAGACAUUUCCCCCGUGUUUUAGUAAGAAUUAACUGAUAUUGAAUUUCACUGUUGGGAAACAAGGGUCUAUAAUCAUGAAGUGGGCACACCUCACAAACCUCAAUUCUUCAUUUUACUUAGCAGCAUGUUGUGCAUUUGAGAUGCUACAUUUCAUAUGUUGGGAAGUUAUUUAUUGUUUUCUGCCUUAUUUAUAUUUAUUGCCAUAGAGACAGUUUCCUGAAAGCACCUUGGCACUCAUUAACAAAUUAAGAUAGGGGUCACAAGAUGACAAUUCUAAUGAUUAUGUUGUUAUUAUUAUGAUUUUAAUGAAUCACAUAUAUAAUACUGUCCUAGCUUUUUAAUGUGCUUACUGUAAUCAAGUUUUUUUUCUUUUUGAAUUGCUGUAAUUAUGAAAUGGAGCUGUAUAAUUGUACAUAAAUUAUUAUAAAUGUUUGCAGUUCAUGGACACGAACGUCUCGUGCUCAUGUAAAUGGCAUUUAAGAGUAGGGUUCACAUACAUUGUUUGUUGGUACAUCACGGAUAGGAACACAACAGAAAAGGUGAAUUUCUUUCAUUAAUAGAUGUGAAAUACAGUCGGAGGUCUGAGCUGUUACCAAAGUGUUUCAAGCUAUAGUUACACAUCAGAAAACUAAGCUGACAAACUUUAAGUGUUAGUUUGGUUUUUUGAAGUGGGGUUGCAUGAGGUAGUAAUCCAUAGUCAGUGUACUACCCCCAGUAGACGAUUAGCACACCCCUAAUUUGGAGAAGCAGGCAGGAGUACCGACAUGGAAGCUAAGCAAUUUGCAGCUAAGGACAGGGGGUGCAGUAAAAUUUAUUUAAACCCACUAAAGAAAAACCCCACCUAAAUAAAUUAAUAUCAGAUUAAGUGUAUUCCAUAUUAAGUAUAUUUUCACCACUUUUACCUUUCUGUCAGACAAGUUGAUGUGGGGGAACUGAAGUUGUUCUCCAUGUCUUUGAUAAAGUGACCAGACUCCAUUGACAAAAACAGUACUUUUAUCUUGCUGAAGACAAGACUUACUGUUCUGCCACUGCCUCAGUUAUUUGUUUGUGUUAUUAUUUGACUCUAGUGGUAGGUUUAGUGGUAGACUCUGGUGUUCUGUGAGAUAAAAUUACAGUUUUUUUCAAUGGAGUCUGGUCACUUUGAUGAGAACAUGGAGAACAGCUUCAGUUUCGCCACGUCAACUGAAAUGGCUGUAUGACAGCACGGUAAAUGGUGAAAAUAUUCUUAAUUUAGCAUACACUUAAACUCAUAUUAAUUUAUUUAGGUGGCUUAAAUACAUAUCACUGCUACCCCUGUCCUUAGUUGUACUUAGCUGUGCGUGCCUGUCUUCCUAUCUGCUCCCCCCACCUGAGGGCAUGUUUAAUGCAGUGUACUGUAGGUAGUACUUUAAGUAUGGACAAGUACCUCAUACAGCCCUACUUCAGUAAAUCAGAACUUUCCCUUUAAUACAUUCCAUGUUAAAUUUAGACCCUAUGCUAAAUUUUUCAUGUAAAGACCAGUUGACUUGCUCAUAGGUGUAGGGUCACUGAUUCACCUCUCCCCCUCUCUGAAAUCCAGCCUUUGCACUAUGACUAUUUCUGCUUGAGAUGACUUUGCAAGACAUGACUUUGCAAACUUUUGCCUAACUGUGUCAGAGUGGAUCAUCAAGUCAAGUGGAUGAUGAUCUAUUAAAAGCUGCUUUUUCAGUUCAGGAUGAAGUCUGUGUCUAUGUAUAUAAAACUGUUGGGUAGAGUCAUACUGUGAGCCUCUGACCAGUUAGCCCAGAAAUACAUAAGGGAUAAUCAAAAUAAUGAAAUAUUUCUUCAUAAUCGUUAUUCACUUUACAUGGUCGUUCUGAACAGUUUUGAAAUUGUAUCUAUCAAGAACUGUUUGAUGGGCUUAUUGAAGGUCAGAAAACCUUGCAGUGUGUGUUUACUCAAAGUAUUUCUCUGAAAGUUUCAGUCCAACAUAGUUUUUUUUGUCACUUUCACAGUUUGUUCACAUGAGAAAUGUUUUAUCAAAAGAUUUUUGUCCACUGUCUCCUUAUUGUUAAUAUUUAAUAAAAAUGAAAUUGAUGAAAACA